This is a messenger RNA of Cyprinus carpio (common carp), 918 nucleotides long. RefSeq lists its product as uncharacterized. The coding region runs from base 23 to 706 and encodes 227 amino acids. The transcript is spliced from 5 exons. Lineage: Eukaryota; Metazoa; Chordata; Actinopteri; Cypriniformes; Cyprinidae. The record is from RefSeq and is a predicted model, not a curated record.
AAGUGGGCGCCGAAAACUUUCCAUGAUUUUAACCGAUGCUGAGGGCUACUCUUUGCGUGCACUAAAAUCUGCAUCCAACAAUGGCAAAAAUGUUCUCUAUGUGGUUCCAAUUCAAGAGAAACUUUCAACAGAACCCCUACCCUACGAGGCUCCUGAAUUUUGUAAAAUGCCCAAAGCAAACUGUGUGUCAUGUGGCCAGAAAAUGCCCCUUCAGAUGCUGGCUUUACAUGUAGAGGAAUGUUCAAAAGCUGAAUCUGAGCAAGAUCUGGAGGAUGAUACUGAAGAAUUUCAGGUUACAGACACUGAGGAUUCAUUUGGGACUUGCCCCAUUUGCCAGACAGUGAUACCAACUGAUUUACUCCCAACCCAUGCAAAUUUCUGCAUUGACAGAAAUAGUCCCAGGGAUGCCACCAAUAACAGUCCCCAUCAGAUAGAGGAACUUCCUGGACCUUCUUCAUCUGUGGACUCAUCUGUACAAGCAGGAGCUAAUUCAAACGAAUGGAUGAAGAUUUUAGAUCCAGGCAUGGCGUCUGUAUUGUUCUGCAGGACUCUGCUGAGGGAACAGAGCCAGUCAAAGCCACUGCGUUUCCACCUGGAUUUAAAAGACAGUCCUGAGGACCAAGAAAGAUCCAUUUUGUCUUUUUACAAGGCAAAGGGAUUGAACUGGGCUGCUCCACUAAAGUGCAUAUUAGAAGGUAACUGUUAGCAGAUUUAUGAAUAUUUUAGUCGAAGCCUUUCUCAGGUCUUUCCUUUUUUUAAUGUGUUGCAGAAUUUUUUUUAAUAUAUUCUUUAAUAUGUAUUAACAAAGUCUUCAUAGUAGGGCUGUGCAAAAAAACGAAUGCGAUUUUCAUGCACAUCUCAUCAGUAAAGACGCUCCUUUAAUUAGAAGUAUUAUCUCCAGCACGUGUGUUCAGCUCA